AUGGCCGUCCUCUCGAAACCCUUCUUCAAGCAGCGCCUUACCACUAGCUCUGCAAAAUCCAUCGUCAACGAUCUUACCAGCCUCUACCUUCAAAACCGCACUAAAAUAUCCCGUGCCGUCUACCUCACGCUCUUCGUCACCCUUCUGAAUCGCAUACGCCAUGCCAUUGCCUCGCAAAAAGAAGCCGCCUCGAUCCGCCGUGCCUCCAAGGCUUCGGUGUCGAAGAAGUCAUCCGGUGAAGGCGAAGCCACGGGUCACAAGAAGGUCGAGCUGAAUCGCGAGUUCUUCAAGAACCUCCUGCGGCUGCUAAGGAUAUGUAUACCGGGGUGGAAGAGCAAGGAGUUUAGAUUGGUCAUUGGGCACACCAUCUUCCUGGUGCUGAGGACGAUGAUAAGUUUGUAUGUUGCAGAGCUCGAUGGCAGGCUCGUCAGUGCGCUUGUUAGGGGGCGCGGGAGAGAGUUCAUGGUGGGCUUGGUAUGGUGGAUGGGCGUUGCUAUUCCAGCGACGUUUACGAAUAGUAUGCUCUCCUACCACCAGUGCAAGCUGUCGUUGCAGUAUCGAACGCGCCUUACAAACUACAUACAUUCAAAGUAUCUCUCGCAAAUGACCUUCUACACCCUUUCCGCCCUCGACGACCGCAUUUCGAACGCCGACCAGUUGAUCACUGUCGACGUUGCCAAAUUCUCAAACUCUCUCGCGGAGCUAUACUCCAAUCUCGCCAAGCCAGUCCUCGAUAUGAUCAUCUACAGCUACAGCCUUUCAAGAAGUGUCGGUGGAGAAGGCCUGUUCUUCAUGUCAUUACUGGUACAACUAUCUGCCAAUGUGAUGAGGGCCUUGACGCCUCCCUUUGGGAAGUACGUUGCGGAUGAGGCGAGACUGGAGGGCGAGUUCCGAUUUCAGCACAAUCGAUUGAUCGAUUGGAGUGAAGAGGUCGCGCUUUAUGCCGGUCACGAGGCGGAGAAGGACACACUGGACAAGGGAUACUUCACACUGAUUAAGCACGUAAACAGGAUAUUACGGAAACGCUUCUAUCACGGUAUCAUGGAAGACUUUGUAAUAAAGUACUUCUGGGGUGCGCUCGGCUUGAUGCUCUGCAGCGUACCGGUGUUCUUCAAGGUGCCUGGGACAGGUGGCAAGACCAUGGGGGACAGAACAGAAAGCUUUGUCACGAACCGCCGCAUGCUCCUCAUGUCUUCUGACGCGUUCGGUCGCGUCAUGUUCUCGUACAAGGAAAUCACCGAGCUCGCUGGCUACACGUCGCGAGUCUCCACUCUCCUCGAGGUAAUCGACGACAUUCAAGCCGGCCACUUUGAGAAGAAACUCGUUUCGUCUGCGGACAUUGAAGAAAACGCAGCGGUGCUACGAGGACGAGGCAGCGUGACAGAAGGCCCAGACAUUGAAUUCGUCGACGUACCCAUCGUCUCGCCCAACGGCGACGUCCUCGUCCGCGCCCUCUCCUUCUCCGUCAAGCCCGGCGACCACCUCCUCAUCGUCGGCCCCAACGGCUGCGGUAAAUCCAGCCUCUUCCGCAUCCUCGGCGGCCUCUGGCCCGUCUAUGGCGGCACAGUGCGCAAACCGCCGUUUGACGACAUCUUCUACAUACCGCAGCGGCCCUACCUCUCCCGGGGCACCCUCCGCCAGCAAAUCAUCUACCCGGACAACCUGCGCGAAAUGCACGACAAGAACGUCACAGACGCCCAACUCCUACAGAUUCUCGACUCGCUCGACAUUGCCGCCCUCGUCGACCGCCCCAACGGCUUCGACGCCGAACAAGCGUGGGAAGACGUCUUGUCCGGCGGUCUGCAGCAGCGUGUGGCCAUGGCCCGGCUGUUUUAUCACCGCCCACGCUACGCCAUUCUGGAUGAGUGCACGAGCUCGGUCACGCUCGAGGUUGAGCGGGUCAUGUAUGAGGGCGCCAAGCGGUUGGGGAUUACCCUGAUGACGGUUAGUCAUCGUCGUAGUUUGUGGAAGUAUCAUACGCGCAUCUUGCAGUUUGAUGGACAAGGUGGGUUUUAUUUUGGGCGGUUGGAUGCGGAGAGGAGGGCUGUGCUUGAGGAUGAGAAGGAGGAUAUCGAAUUGCAAUUGCGAGCGGUACCGGACAUUGAGCAGAGGAUUAGAGAGUUGACGAGUGAUUAG
Molecule: messenger RNA, 2136 nt
Organism: Plenodomus lingam JN3
Lineage: Eukaryota; Fungi; Ascomycota; Dothideomycetes; Pleosporales; Leptosphaeriaceae
Biological process (GO): very long-chain fatty acid catabolic process; long-chain fatty acid import into peroxisome; peroxisome organization
Cellular component (GO): peroxisomal membrane
Molecular function (GO): long-chain fatty acid transmembrane transporter activity; ABC-type transporter activity; ATP hydrolysis activity
Source: RefSeq, a predicted model, not a curated record